AUGUCAAUCAUUCCAGUAAUCCACGAUCAUCGUGCAGAAAGAAAGAGGAAGGGCCGCAACUUGAAAGCUCGGGGCGGGGAACGGGAAUCGAUGGACAACGAAAAGGUUGAAAAUGGGUCGGGCAAUAGACCCCGGGGCGAACCGGACCCCCCGAAACCUACAGUUACAAUGACCAUAUGGGUGGAUGUGAAAUCUGGUACAACUUAUACCCGAGAUCCUAGUCUGAGUUCUACUACACCUGGUCUUCAAUCCCCACCACAAAUACCAGCGAUACUUAGGACAUCGUCUUCCUCACUUUCUACCACCACUAACAGCCCGACUACCCCAGAUCAAGGGAAUAACGCACCUCCCCUUUUAGCUACAGCACCACCGACACUGUUGACUGGUUUGACUACUGGGGUGGCUGCGAGUACUCCAUCUUUAGCACCUGCUGCUACUAACUUGGCCCGAACAUCUUCUAAUCCAUCGUCUUCAUCAUCAUCAAUGCCAGCCUACCCUCCUGUCCCUGCCGCCAGCGAACUUGCCCGGCCAGAUAGUGGCAAUGCCCAAGAGGAGGUGACUAAACCCUCAGCUACAGCUGGAGCAUCCACUACCAGCGGCCCCACGAUCACGACUGGGGUGGAAGCAGUCAUAAUUUCCGUUUCGGUGGUGUUGGCGUUCGGAGCUCUGAUAUUUCUCACCUGGCAUUUUGUCUACAAGAAGAGUAAAAAUCGUAAGAUAGCCGCCGACUUGGCAAGCCGUGGGGCACCGUCGGGCGAGAAUCCCCCUAUUGGAGGAGGGCCCCAGAUGUCCUCAUUGCCGUCAGCUACAGGACCUUCUUUCCCGGCUUAUCUCCCGCCGAGAAUGCCGGAGCGAACAGUCCAAAACGACAACCCAUUCGUUGAUCCAAGCAACCCCUUCGCAGACCCGACGAGGAAAUCAACACUGACGAACAACGCCAUCGAGCGCGAAGAGAGGCUGGGAUAUGUCCGGCCAGAACUUCUUGCACCGCGGGAAAUGCACGGAGGGCUCAUGCGCUCAGCGACCCGGCAGCAAGGCAUCGACAUGCAGCCGAACGGAAACCACAUCCGCUCAGCCAGCGGCAACGAAGGAUCCGGGUACGGCGACGCAGACUCGUCCUCAAACGCAAACACAAAUGUAAACGAACAUCUACCUGCAAGCAGAGCCUAUCCGAACGCCCAACUGCCAGUCAUGCCAGACGAGCGGUGGAACCAACCGCUGGACACCAGGUUUGCCCAGGCGACUUAUUCGGCAGAGCCGGAGCCGGAGCCGGAGACUCAAGCGAGAUACCAGACUCAGAGUCAGUGGGUUAAUGACCAGACGUACAGGGGCCAAGACAACAGAUUUUAA
Messenger RNA from Drepanopeziza brunnea f. sp. 'multigermtubi' MB_m1, 1350 nucleotides. RefSeq lists its product as uncharacterized. The record is from RefSeq and is a predicted model, not a curated record. Lineage: Eukaryota; Fungi; Ascomycota; Leotiomycetes; Helotiales; Drepanopezizaceae.